Messenger RNA from Fundulus heteroclitus (mummichog), 16093 nucleotides. Its product is annotated as desmoplakin. Gene Ontology annotation, cellular component: cytoskeleton; intermediate filament; intercalated disc. The transcript is spliced from 24 exons. NCBI's taxonomy places the organism in Eukaryota, Metazoa, Chordata, Actinopteri, Cyprinodontiformes, Fundulidae. The record is from RefSeq and is a predicted model, not a curated record. Gene Ontology annotation, biological process: intermediate filament cytoskeleton organization; skin development; wound healing. Bases 119 to 15475 code for a protein of 5118 amino acids. Gene Ontology annotation, molecular function: structural molecule activity.
CUGCUCUGUGCGCCGCUCGCAGUCUGCAGCAGCAAAGUGACCGGAGGAGGACAAGUGGAGAAGGAACGACUCUGCUGUCCGCUUUGCCCGGUUCCCUGGCUGCCUUUUCCCGGGCACCAUGAACGCUUUCGGGUCCCAGCAUGGGCUCAACUCGGGCCAGAGGGUCGGCUCCAGGAGCGACCUCGUCGGCGGGGGGACCUUCCAUUACGCACGGAGCGACGUGGCGAGCGGAGGCCCCGGUAAUGGACAUGCCUUCGGCGAAGGAUUCAGAAGCAAGACCCUAAUAACGAAGUCGGUGAAGGGGGGAGGGAGGAUGAGCAGCACCCUGGGGAGCGCCUCGAUGAGCGGAGCAAGUUACGCCAUGAACGUCACCAACAAAGCCAAACAGCAGCAAGGCCUCUGCCAGGAGUACCUGAUGAAGGCUGAACAAUCCCUGCAGGCCGGCUCUGGUGAUUCAGAGUACUUCCUGGGCAUGGCAAGAGAUGCACUCGAGAGGCUAAACACCAGCGCAGUCGAGAUGGGUCAAUUGGGACUGUCCAAUGACAAUGCACUGAGGAGCGUUGACCUCCUCAAUGGGCAUUUGAAGGAGCUCUACGGUGCCAUGUCUAACACCAUGGGGAGAAGGAAGUCCACCAGAAAGAGCUCUGGAGGAGGAGAAGAACGGGCAAGGAUCUUGAUGAAUGAGGCUCUAGCUUGGAUUGCUACACAAAAGCGUAUGAUUGAAACAACUAUUUGGGCCGAUGACCCUUCAGCCAUCCAACAGCAGCUCAUCAACCACCAGAGGUUACACGCCUCGAUCCAGGGGGCCCCUGAGGUGCUCCGGGCAAUUGAUGAGUUGAAAAGAAGCAACGACAAACCCAACCAGUACACCCUGGAACAGGAGUGGGAUAGUUUAAAGAAAAUGUCAAAUUUGCGGACUGAUCAGCUGCGAGAGUUAUCAGAAAUAGUCAACAACAUAUGCGACGAGAUCAUGUGGGUGAACGACAGGGAGGAACAGGAGCUGAUGUUUGACUGGGGGGACAAGAACAUAGAAGAAUACAUCCCCAAGAAGCAGGAGAGCUACUCGAGACUGAUGAAAGACCUUGAGGAGAAAGAGAAGGAGCUGCAUAAAAUCGGUGCUACAACAAAAGCGCUUUUAAAGAACAACCACCCGGCCUCCGACAAGAUUGAGGCUUAUAUGGAAACCCUUCAGACUCAGUGGAGCUGGCUUCUUCAAAUUACAAAAUGCAUUGACACUCAUCUGAAGGAGAAUGCGGCUUACAGCCAGUUCUUCAAAGAGACAAAUGCAACAAUGAAGGCUUUGCACGAGGAACACGAGUUAAUCCGAAAGUCAUUCGUUUGUAACAAGAACACGUCUCUGGAUGACCUAAAGGAGCUCCUUAAAGGCUUGGAGAGGGAAAAGGAAAAGCUCAUGGACCAUAAGCGGCAGGUGCAACACCUGACCGCCAAAUCAAAGAGUAUCGUGAGGUUGAAACCCCGCAACCCAGAGGAGAAAGGCUGCAGUGGCAUCCUUGUCAAAGCUCUGACUGACUACAAACAAGAUCAGAAGGCGAUCCUAACAGGCAACGAGGCCAUCCUGAAAGACAACAGUCAGCGUAGUAAAUGGAAGGUAAUAGGCCCAGGAGGACUCGAUAUGUUGAUACCUUCCGUGUGCCUGAUCAUCCCACCUCCCAAUCCAUUGUGUAUCAGCCUCGCUGCCAAGAAUGAGCAGUAUUACGAAGCCAUCAUGUCUAUCUGGCAUCAGCUGUACAUCAAUGUUAAGAGUCUCAUCGCCUGGCAAUACUGUCUGAUGGAUAUUAAGUACAUCAACUCCCUCACCAUCUCUAUGUUGUCCAAAAUGCGUCCGGAGGAGUAUCGUCAAAUCUUGAGGAAGCUGGAGGCCCACUACGAGGACUUCAAAGUCAGCAGCCAUGACUCUGAGAUGAUUGCUGAUGAGGACAAGAGAAACAUGGAGGACCAGGUUAAUGGGGCCCACAACCAUUACAACAAGCUGGUGGUGGAGCUGCCUACACACGUUUCACAUCAGGAGCAAACAGAAGUACAGCAAGUUUCUGAGCAACACGUUCAAGUUUCUGAGCAACAAGUUCAACAGCACAUGUACAUAAUACAACAGCAGCCUCAACAACACCACCAAGUACUACUGCUACAACAAAACCCGCAACAGCAACAACUACUACUACUACAACAACAACAACAACAAGAGCAACAGCGGCUACUACUUCUACAGCAACAGGAACAAGAGCAACAGCGACUUCUACUGCUACAGCAACAACAACAGGAACAAGAGCAACAGCGACUUCUACUGCUACAGCAACAACAACAGGAACAAGAGCAACAGCGACUUUUACUACUACAGCAACAACAGGAACAAGAGAAACAGCGACAACAGGCUGUAGCAGAAGAAGAGGCCAGGAGGAUGGAGGAAGAAAGACGUCAAGCAGAGCUUAGAAAGCAGGCGAAGAAAGAGAUGGCAGAAAGGGAGCACACGAUCAAGAAGGAAGUGGUGAAAGUAACGAAAACCGAGCAAAAGAGAAAGGUUUCCUCUUCUUCCUCCUCUGCACUCUCCUCGUCUCAUCUCUUAUCGGAGCUGCAUGCCCUUAGACUGAGGAUGGAUGCUGCCGAGGGUUUGCUUGGUCAGUAUGUUCAUAUAUGCUUCGGAGAGGAUGGGGCUCAAGACUGUGGUCUAAAGAUCACUCAGAUAGAGACAGUACAGGAUGAUAUCGACUUAAUGCGCGAUGAGUACCUACGUAUAAGAGAGCGUAUCUUGAAGGAGUCUGAAAACAUGAGUGAUGUGGAUAAAGCACAGUUCCUUCGCAGUGAGGUUGGAGUGAUCAACCAAAGACUGGGCACCCUGGAGAGCAGCGCAUCUGCUUAUGUACUAAGGCUGCGGGCUCUAAGGGACAUGCUGGAGAGCAUAGCACGAGCUGAGGACAUAGUUAAAGUUCAUGAAGCAAGACUGACAGAAAAAGAGACCACUUCUCUAUCUCCAGCUGAAGUCAGUGAAUACAUGGAGACCCUGAAGAAUAUGAGAGCAGAGUUGGUGCAGAAGAGAGAUAUUCUGACCUCCAUGGAGUCAGAGCUGACCAAGGCAAACCACUGGAACAGUCAGAUGGGCGGCUCCUUCCACAGGUGUGACCUGAUGCUCUCGAAGUUCUCAGAGCAGGUGGGCAUGCUAUCCGACCGCUGGAGACGAAUCCAGGCACAGAUUGACACCAGACUGCAGGACUUGCAGCAGUAUCUGCCUCAGUUGCAGCACUAUAAGCAAACCAGCACUUCCAUCAUCGAAUGGAUUGAUGCCACACGUAGAAAACAGGACGCCCUGCAGGCCACCAAGAUAGAGACCGUUCAAGCACUAAACGACCACAUUAACAACCAAAAGGCCCUGAACAUGGAAAUCAAGGCAAAGCGGGAGACGGUAGAGAGUGUGCUGAAAGACAACGAGGCAUGUGUGAAUACUAUCAAGGACUAUGAAACUGACCUCAACUCCUACACAUCUGGGUUGGAAACACUGCUCAGUAUCCCCAUCAAGAGGACAAUGCUUAAGUCACCGUCAAUGGAGCUUAACCAAGAGGCUAUACACCUUCAAACUCGUUACAUGGAGCUGCUGACUCUGUCUGGUGACUACUACAAAUUUCUGGGAGAGUCACUCAAAAACAUGGAGCAGCUUAAGAUACGCAACACCCGGAUAGAUCUGCUCGAAGAGGAACUCCGCAGGCUAAAAGAUGAUAUGCAAGAGCGCAAUGACCAAAACAAAUCGCUGGAAGACGCUGUUGCUCAGUUCAAACUGCAGCUUUCACGCUCGCAGGAGCAGUUGCUGUCACUGGAGGAGGUGAAGCAAACAACCGCGCUGCAGUGCAGUGCCACUAAGGACAGUCUAGACAGCACUCAGAGCCAGCUGACUGAUCUCAAGAACGAGGUGGAGCGUCUCAAAUACCUGCUUGGUGAAGAGAAAAGGAAGACAAAGCUGGCAGAGGAGCGCUACACUCAGCAGCAAGAAGAGUAUGAUUCAGUGCUGAGAAAGCGGCAGCAGGAGCUGGAGACGGUCAGCUGGUCCAAGGUGGAAGUGGAGAAGAGCCUGACAAAUAAGGAGCAUGAGAUUGAGAAGCUGCGGCAGCAGCUGGCCGAGGAAUCAGCCAGGUUUAUGGAGCAGCAAAAAGAGAUGUCAAAGGUAAGGAGCCAUUUCAAUACGGAGAUCAAUAGCUUAAAGCUCAGCUACGAAUCCCAGAUCCAGAUCAGUCGCACAGACAUCCAGAGGCUUUCAGCCCAGAGGGACGAGGAUACAGCUCAACUCCAGAUGCAGUAUGACAGGAUGGAGGCAGAGAGGAGGAAUCUGGAAGAUGAACUCAGGAGACUUAGGACUUUUUUCAGUCAGACUGAGGAGCAGAAGAAGAGAGCAGAAGAGGAAGCUUUCAAUCAGCGGGCUAUGCUCAUAGAAGAUGGGCACAGGAGGAGAGAAAUGGAAAGUCAAAUGGAGCUGCUAAUGAAGCAGAGAGAUGAGGAAAAGAAUCAGCAUAAAGAGGAGCUGGCUGAAGUCUUGAAUACCCUACAGGAGAAGAAUGAUCAAUUGGUUUAUGUUACUCACAGUUUAGAGGAGGAGACCCGCAGAAGAAAGACAGCAGAAGAGGGGCAGGUUGUACUUGAGCAGUCUUUAGGCCAGCUCCAGGUGAAGCUGAACAGUUCGUCAAUGGCUGCAACUCAGCUGAGCGAGUGCCAGGAGGAGCUUCUUCAGACACGCUCACAGCUGGAAAGAGAGAACAAGGAGCGAUGCAGAAUGGAGCAGAACAUGAGCAGGUUGCAGGGACGCAUCAAAGACCUGCAGGCUGUGAGAGAUAGCCUUGAAGGUCAGGUUGAGAACCUGAGGAAAGCACAUCAAGAGGAGGUGAGCAGGAGGACGCUGGUGGAAGGAGAACUAGAAAAGACCACUGUGACCAUGACAGAGUACACAAGCACCAUUACUACACUGCUCCAGAGCCAAGAACAGGCCAGCACAUCACAAAAGAGAAGUGAAGAAGAGCACCUUCAGCUAAAAGUUGAGCUUGAGAAAACCAUUAGAGAAAACCAGAUCUGCUCAGACAGAAACACUCAGCUAAGUGCUGAGCUGAAAAACCUAAAGGAGCAACUUCUGCAGGAAAAAUCCCAAGCCAAGGAAGCAAACCUGAGAAAUGAGGUUCUUUACAAAACUAUCGGGGAGAAGACUAAGGCACUCAACGAGAGCUCUGCUGAGCUACAGAGGCUGAAGGAGGUGAUAGAAACACAGACCAGAGAACGGCUGAGGAUGGAGGAGGAGCUAAGGGCAGUGCGACAGGAAAAAGAAGAAGUCUUGAAAUCCAAAAAGGGAAUUGAUGAUGAGCUCUCCUCGCAAAUUACUGCCCUGGAACUACAGCUGCAAGCCAGUGAGCGCAGCAAUGCCGAGCACCGCAACCUGGUGUCAGAACUGUCCUCUGAGCGUGAGAAACUGAAGCUGGAGGCUGAAAAAAUAGAAAAGCAGGUCACAGAGACAAGAAUAACGAUCCAGUCCCUCCAGUCCAAGUACAAUGAGAUUGUAAGUGAGAGAGACUCUCUGUUGCAGAAAUUGCAGCGGUUGGAAUUGGACAAGGAGCAAAUGCAAAGACAAGAGGAAGAACUGAACCGCUUAAAACUGUCUCUGGAGUCCGAGUUUCGCAACAAGCAACGUCUACAAGAGGAGAAUGAGCGGGUGAAGAGAGAUUUGAGUUAUUGGAAGGAUCAAUGUGAUGGCAAACAAAGUUUGAUUAGACAAUAUGACACAGACAAGGAUAUUCUUGAGAGGGAGAAGAAAUCCUUAAAAAGUGAGAUAGAGAAGUUGAUGAAAGAACUCAGGGAACUUGAGGAGAAAUAUAAAAGCAGACUGGUACUCCUUCAAAAGCAACUGCAAGACAUGACAGUUGUUAGACAGACCAUGGAAACAGAGAUAAAACAAACUAGAGAGCCUCCAACCCCAGAUACUGCUGUGGUUUUUGAUGGAGUCCGCAAGCCAGUCACAGCAAAGCAAUUACUUGAGUGUGGAAUUUUAGACAAACCAACAUAUAACCAACUUGUGAAGGGACAUAAGACCAUUCCAGAAGUGUCCUCUGAGAAAAAAGUCCCUCUUAAAGGCACAGGGCCAAUCGCUGGGGUGAUAAUUGAAAGUCCAAGGAGUCCAGGGUCUAACAAAAAGCCAAUUUGCAAACUGACAUUUACUGAAGCCAAGAAAGAAAAUCUCUUACCACUAGAUAGCAUAGACUUGCUUCUUGAUGCGCAAGCUGCUACAGGGCACAUCAUUGACCCAAGAACCAAUCAGAAGCUAACAGUUGAAGAAGCAUAUAAUCAAGGAGUAGUUGAUGAGGAGGACAGAGAGAGGUUGCUGGCAGCAGAAGCAGCAGCUGUAGGAUACAGUGGACCUGGUUCAAACAAACCACUGUCAGUAUUUCAGGCCAUGAAAAAGGGACUUACUGACAAAACCACAACUCUGCGUCUCCUACAAGCCCAGGAGUCUGUUGGCGGUAUUUUAGAUCCUAUACUCAGUGUGUUUCUUCCUAGAGACACUGCCACCGAGCGUGAUCUUAUCAAUGAUGAUAUUUGUUAUGCUCUUAGUCAGAGGCCGGAGGUCUACCUAGACCCAGAAACUGAAAAAGGUGUGACCUACAUGGCGAUGAAACGCCGAUGUAAAAUAGAGCCACAUACAGGUCUUCUUCUUCUCCCUAUUCCUGAGAAAGUGGAUCCCUCUAACCUCGUGUUUGACGGCGUUCGGAAACCUGUCACUGCCAAGCAUCUGCUUGAUUGCGGUGUUCUUGACAAGCAAACAUUUAAAGACCUAGAAAAUGGGAAGAAAACAGUACCUGAGGUAUCUGUGGACAAAAAUAUUAACCUAAAGGGUACUGGGCCCAUAGCUGGUGUUUUAGUAGGCGGUCGCCGUAAAAUGUCUUUAACGGAAGCAAAAAAACAAAUGCUACUGCCCGAUGAAUGUGCAGAUUUGCUACUAGAAGCUCAAGCUGCUACAGGUCACAUAAUUGACCCAAAGGCCAACAAAAAGUUGACAGUUGAAGAGGCUUCUGCAAAAGGGUUGGUGGACAGUAAUGACCUGGACAGAUUAUUGGCAUCAGAAGCUGCAGCAAUUGGCUAUAAGGAUCCUAGCACACCCAAGCCUAUCUCAGUUUUUCAGGCCAUGAAGAAGGGACUUAUAGAUAAUGAGAAUGGGUUACGACUGCUGCAGGCUCAAGAGUCAGUCGGAGGAAUCCUAGAUCCUAUUCUUAGUGUAUUCCUACCAAGAGACACAGCUAUUAAGCGCAAACUUUUAGAUGAAAAUCUGUGUCAAGCUUUAAACCAGAGUCCUGAAUGUUAUAUUGACCCCGAGACAGAGCAACAUAUCAGCUAUCAAGCACUGAAAGAAAGUUGUAAGAUAGAACCCCACACAGGUUUGUUACUUUUACCCAUCAAUGAAAAGUUAGACCCUUCCAAAUUGAUCUUUGAUGGUGUAAGAAAGCCUGUCACAGCAAAGCAGUUGUUUGAUUGUGGAGUCCUGGACAAACCAACUUACAACAAACUAAUAAAGGGAGAUAAAACUGUUCCAGAGGUGUCGCUGGAAAAAAAGAUAUUUCUAAAAGGAACAGGAUCCAUUGCUGGUGUCACAGUUGGAUCUCUGGGGAAAAUGUCUUUGUCACAGGCCAAGACACAGAUGCUAAUGCCCCCAGAGAGUGCAGAUGUGCUGCUGGAAGCUCAGGCUGCCACCGGUCACAUCAUUGACCCAAUGUCCAAUCAAAAACUGACUGUAGACGAGGCCUGUGCAAGGAGAGUAGUGGACAGAUGUGAUCGAGAUAGACUCUUAGCAGCAGAAGCUGCUGCUGUUGGAUACAAGGAUCCUCACACAGGUCAACCUCUAUCAGUAUUUGAGGCAGUAAAGAAAGGAUUAAUUGACAAAAAGACUGGGGUGCGAUUGCUGCAGGCCCAGGAAUCUGCAGGAGGUAUUCUUGAUCCAAACCUCAGUGUUUUCCUGCCUAAAGACACAGCAAUAAAGCGCAACCUUUUGGAUCAAGACCUCUGUCGUGUCCUCAGCCAGAAUCCUGAGUGUUACCUCGAUCCAGACACAGAGCGUGAUGCCAGCUAUGGUGCUUUAAAGAAAAAAUGCAAAAAUGAGCCUCACACUGGUCUCCCUUUUCUGCCACUUGCUGAUAGGAAGGAUCCGUCCAAACUGAUGUUUGAUGGUGUCCGCAAGCCAGUCUCUGCACAACAAUUGUUGGACUGUGGUGUCCUUGACAAACCAACAUUUAAUAAGUUGAUCAAAGGGGAGAAAACUGUCCCAGAGGUUUCUGUGGAUAAAAAGAUCUUUCUAAAAGGAACAGGAUCCAUUGCUGGUGUCACAGUUGGAUCUCUAGGGAAAAUGUCGUUGUCAAAUGCCAAGAAACAGAUGCUCAUGCCUUCAGAGAGUGCAGAUCUGUUGCUGGAAGCUCAGGCUGCUACAGGUCAUAUCAUUGAUCCAAUGGCCAAUCAAAAACUGACUGUAGAAGAGGCCUGUGCAAGGAGAGUAGUGGACAAAAGUGAUCAAGAUAAACUCUUAGCAGCAGAAGCUGCCGCUGUUGGAUACAAGGACCCUCACACAGGUCAGUCUUUAUCAGUGUUUGAGGGAAUAAAGAAGGGAUUGAUCGACAAAAAGACUGGAGUACGUUUACUUCAGGCCCAGGAAUCUGCAGGGGGUAUUCUUGAUCCAAACCUCAGUGUUUUCCUGCCUAAAGACACAGCACUGAAGCGCAACCUUUUGGAUGAAGACCUAUACCGUGCCCUCAGCCAGAAUCCUGAGUGUUACCUUGAUCCAGACACAGAGCGUGAUGCCAGCUAUGGUGCCAUUAAGAAGAAAUGCAAAACAGAGCCUCAAACUGGUCUCGCUCUUCUGCCACUUGCUGAUAGGAAGGAUCCAUCCAAACUGAUCUUUGAUGGUGUUCGCAAGCCAGUCUCUGCACAGGAAUUGUUGGACUGUGGUGUCCUUGACAAACCAACAUUUAAUAAGUUGAUCAAAGGGGAGAAAACUGUCCCAGAGGUUUCUGUGGAUAAAAAGAUAUUUCUAAAAGGAACAGGAUCGAUUGCUGGUGUCACAGUUGGAUCUCAAGGAAAAAUGUCUUUGUCAAAUGCCAAGAAACAGAUGCUCAUGCCUUCAGAGAGUGCAGAUCUGUUGCUGGAAGCUCAGGCUGCUACAGGCCACAUUAUUGACCCAAUGUCCAAUCAGAAAUUGACCGUAGAAGAGGCCUGUGCGAGGGGAGUGGUGGACAAAAGUGAUCAAGAUAAACUCUUAGCAGCAGAAGCUGCCGCUGUUGGAUACAAGGAUCCUCACACAGGUCAAUCUUUGUCAGUGUUUGAGGCAGUAAAAAAGGGAUUAAUUGACAAAAAGACUGGAGUACGUUUGUUGCAAGCCCAGGAAUCUGCAGGGGGUAUUCUUGAUCCAAACCUCAGUGUUUUCUUGCCUAAAGAAACUGCUCUGAAACGCAACCUUUUGGAUGAAGACCUCUAUCGUGUCCUCAACCAGAAUCCAAACUGUUACCUUGAUCCAGACACAGAGCGUGAUGCCAGCUAUGGUGCUUUAAAGAAAAAAUGCAAAAAUGAGCCUCACACUGGUCUCGCUCUUCUGCCACUUGCUGAUAGGAAGGAUCCAUCCAAACUGAUGUUUGAUGGUGUCCGCAAGCCAGUCUCUGCACAACAAUUGUUGGACUGUGGUGUCCUUGACAAACCAACAUUUAAUAAGUUGAUCAGAGGGGAGAAAACUGUCCCAGAGGUUUCUGUGGAUAAAAAGAUCUUUCUAAAAGGAACAGGAUCCAUUGCUGGUGUCACAGUUGGAUCUCUAGGGAAAAUGUCGUUGUCAAAUGCCAAGAAACAGAUGCUCAUGCCUUCAGAGAGUGCAGAUCUGUUGCUGGAAGCUCAGGCUGCUACAGGUCAUAUCAUUGAUCCAAUGGCCAAUCAAAAACUGACUGUAGAAGAGGCCUGUGCAAGGAGAGUAGUGGACAAAAGUGAUCAAGAUAAACUCUUAGCAGCAGAAGCUGCCGCUGUUGGAUACAAGGACCCUCACACAGGUCAGUCUUUAUCAGUGUUUGAGGGAAUAAAGAAGGGAUUGAUUGACAAAAAGACUGGGGUACGUUUACUUCAGGCCCAGGAAUCUGCAGGGGGUAUUCUUGAUCCAAACCUCAGUGUUUUCCUGCCUAAAGAAACAGCACUGAAGCGCAACCUUUUGGAUGAAGACCUAUACCGUGCCCUCAGCCAGAAUCCUGAGUGUUACCUUGAUCCAGACACAGAACGUGAUGCCAGCUAUGGUGCCAUUAAGAAGAAAUGCAAAACAGAGCCUCAAACUGGUCUCGCUCUUCUGCCACUUGCUGAUAGGAAGGAUCCAUCCAAACUGAUCUUUGAUGGUGUUCGCAAGCCAGUCUCUGCACAGGAAUUGUUGGACUGUGGUGUCCUUGACAAACCAACAUUUAAUAAGUUGAUCAAAGGGGAGAAAACUGUCCCAGAGGUUUCUGUGGAUAAAAAGAUCUUUCUAAAAGGAACAGGAUCAAUUGCUGGUGUCACAGUUGGAUCUCAAGGAAAAAUGUCUUUGUCAAAUGCCAAGAAACAGAUGCUUAUGCCUGCAGCAAGUGCAUAUUUGCUUCUUGAAGCCCAGGCUGCUACAGGCCACAUUAUUGACCCAAUGUCCAAUCAGAAAUUGACUGUAGAAGAGGCCUGUGCGAGGGGAGUGGUGGACAAAAGUGAUCAAGAUAAACUCUUAGCAGCAGAAGCUGCCGCUGUUGGAUACAAGGAUCCUCACACAGGUCAAACUUUGUCAGUGUUUGAGGCAGUAAAACAGGGAUUAAUUGACAAAAAGACUGGAGUACGUUUGUUGCAAGCCCAGGAAUCUGCAGGGGGUAUUCUUGAUCCAAACCUCAGUGUUUUCCUGCCUAAAGAAACUGCUCUGAAACGCAACCUUUUGGACGAAGACCUCUAUCGUGUCCUCAACCAGAAUCCAAACUGUUACCUUGAUCCAGACACAGAGCGUGAUGCCAGCUAUGGUGCUUUAAAGAAAAAAUGCAAAAAUGAGCCUCACACUGGUCUCGCUCUUCUGCCACUUGCUGAUAGGAAGGAUCCGUCCAAACUGAUGUUUGAUGGUGUGCGCAAGCCAGUCUCUGCACAACAAUUGUUGGACUGUGGUGUCCUUGACAAACCAACAUUCAACAAAUUGAUCAAAGGGGAGAAAACUGUUGCAGAGGUUUCUGUGGAUAAAAAGGUAUUUCUAAAAGGAACAGGAUCAAUUGCUGGAGUCACAGGGGGAUCUCGAGGAAAAAUAUCUUUGUCAAAUGCCAAAAAACAAAUGCUUAUGCCCCCAGAGAGUGCAGAUUUGCUUCUUGAAGCUCAGGCUGCCACUGGUAAGAUAAUUGACCCAAUGUCCAAUCAGAAAUUGACUGUAGAAGAGGCCUGUGCAAAGGGAGUGGUGGACAGAAGUGAUCGAGAUAAACUCUUAGCAGCAGAAGCUGCUGCUAUUGGAUACAGGGAUCCAAACACAGGUCAAUCUUUAUCAGUGUUUGAGGCAAUAAAGAAGGGUUUAAUUGACAAAAAGACUGGAGUACGUUUACUUCAGGCUCAGGAGUCUGCAGGAGGUAUUCUUGACCCAAACCUCAGUGUUUUCCUGCCUAAAGAAACUGCUUUGAAACGCAACCUAUUGGAUGAAGACCUUCUUCGUGCACUCAACCAAAAUCCAAACUGUUACCUUGACCCUGACACGGAGCGUGAUAUCAGCUAUGGAUCACUAAAGAAAAGAUGCAAAAUAGAACCUCACACUGCUCUUGUACUUUUGCCAUUUACUGAGAGAAACGAUCCCUCUAAACUAAUAUUUGAUGGUGUCCGCAAGCCAGUUUCAGCCCAGCAAUUGUUGGAAUGUGGUGUCAUUGAUCAAGCAACAUUUAACAAGUUGAUCAAAGGAGAGAAAACAGUUUCAGAGGUAUCUGUGGAUAAGAAGGUUUAUUUGAAGGGGACUGGGCCUAUUGGUGGAGUUUUAGCUGGCCGUCAAGGCAAGAUUUCCUUUUCAGAAGCUAAGAAACAGAAGAUCAUUUCAGAAGACAGUGCAGAUUUACUGUUGGAAGCCCAGGCUGCCACAGGUCACAUCAUUGACCCUAAAACUGAACAGAAAUUCACAGUAGAGGUGGCAUGUAUCAAAGGAGUGGUGGAUUUUAAAGAUCAAAGCAGACUCUUAGCAGCUGAAAGUGCUGCUGUUGGCUAUAAGGAUCCUAGUUCAGGAAAGAUAAUUUCAUUGUUUGAGGCCAUGAAAAAAGGAAUAAUUAAUGAAAAGACUGGAUUACGUCUUUUACAAGCCCAAGAUUCAGUUGGAGGAAUUCUAGACCCCAAUCUUAGUGUUUUUCUACCAAAAGACACAGCUAUCAAGCGCAACCUGCUCGAUGAAAAACUAAUCAAUGCUCUAAAACAGAAUCCUGCUUGUUAUCUCAACCCAGAAACUGAGGACAAUGCCAGCUAUGGGGCUCUGAAGGCAAAAUGUAACACAAACACUCACACAAGCUUACAUAUUUUUCCAGUAUCAGAGAAGUGUGACCCCUCUAAAAUAUUAUUUGAUGGUGUACACAAGACAGUCACAGCACAGCAGCUACUGGAUUGUGGAGUUCUGGACAAGGAAACUUUUGAUCAACUAAUGAAAGGGAAGAAAACUGUCUCAGAGGUUUCUGUGGAUAUUAAGAUAUUUUUAAAAGGGACAGGACCAAUUGCUGGUGUAGCUGCUGGGUCUGUUGAAAAAAUGUCAUUCACGGAAGCAAAGAAACAGAAAAUCAUGUCGUCUGACAGUGCUAACAAGCUUCUUCUUGCCCAGGCAGCCACAGGUCACAUCAUUGACCCUAGAACAAAUAAGAAACUUACAGUAAAGGAAGCAUUUGCCAGAGGAUUAGUCGAUAAAGAAGAUGAAUCAAUGUUGUUUGCAGCUGAAGCUGCUGCUAUCGGGUAUCGAGAUCCAGAUACUGGCAAGGUUUUGUCAGCUGCCCAAGCCAUGAGAAAGGGAAUAAUUGACAAAGAUACUGCACUGUCUCUCCUUCAGGCUCAAGAGUCUGUUGGUGGAAUUUUGGACCCUAGUCUCAGUGUUUUUCUACCCAAAGACAUCGCAAGGAAACGGGGUCUUAUUGAUGAGGACCUGUAUCAGGCAUUGAAUCAGUCUCCUGAGUGUUAUCUAGACCCAGAUACUCAACAACCAACUCCAUAUAUAUCACUGAAGAAAAAAUGCAAAUCUGAUCCCAGCACUGGUCUUUUGCUUCUCCCUAAACCUAAACAGUCACUAACUAUAAGGGGACUUAGAAACGAGGUGUCUGUCAAAGAUCUGGUCAAUGCAAACCUGCUAACCAGAUCUGAUGUGGACCAACUUAACGCAGGUAAACUUACAAGCCAAGACAUUGAGAAUCGCCUGCGGUCAUACCUAGGAGGCUCCACUUGCAUAGCAGGAGUUUAUGAUGAAGCCAGUGAUAAAGUGAUGUCAAUCUAUCAGGCUAUGGAUAAUAAUCUUUUGCGACGUGGUACCACUCUAGAACUGCUCGAAGCCCAAGCCGCAUCAGGUUUUAUGAUUGAUCCUAUCAAUAAUCUCUUUCUGACUGUUGCUGAAGCCUACAAUAGGAGACUUUUUGGGCCAGAAUUUAAGGAGAAACUGCUUUCAGCAGAAAAGGCUGUCACUGGUUACAAAAUGCCUGGAACAGACAAGAUAAUAUCCCUCUUUCAGGCCAUAGAGAAUAAUCUAGUGGAGAAGGGUCAUGGUAUUCGUCUGUUAGAGGCCCAGAUUGCCAGCGGAGGCAUCAUCGAUCCCCAGCACAGCCACCGUAUUGAUGUGAAUGUUGCCUACAAGAGAGGCUAUUUUAAUGAGGAAAUGAAUAAGAUCCUGACUGAUGAGAGUGAUGACACUAAAGGUUUCUUUGACCCCAACACGGAGGAAAACCUAACCUAUCUGGAACUUAAAAAACGCUGCAUCAUAGAUAAGAAAACUGGACUUGUUCUGUUACCAAUCAUUGACAAGAACAAGCAGGAGUCAAGCCAAAAGAACACUGUACGGAAGAGGAGAGUAAUAAUUGUGGAUCCAGAGACUGGUAAAGAGAUGACAGUACGUGAAGCGUACCAAAAAGGGUACAUUGAUCGUGAUACCUACCUGGAGUUGUCAGAGCAGGAGUGUGAGUGGGAAGAGAUCACUAUUACCGCUCCAGAUGGUUCCAUACGACUUGUUAUCAUUGAUAGGUCAACUGGAAGACAGUAUGACAUCAAUGACUUGCUUGAAAAUCAAAUCAUUGAUCAAUCUAUCUUGGAGCAGUAUCGUUCACAUUCCAUCACCCUCACUCAAUUUGCAGAUAUCAUCAGUAAUAAGACUGCACAUGACUCAGCAUCAUUAUCAUCAUCAAAACUGAUCCCAGAACCAUCAGGGAAAUCAUCAGUUACAUCAUCAUCAAUGACAUCAACUUCAAGAACUUCAACAUCUUUAAACUCAUCUUCAGGAACAUUGUCAACAUCAAUAAUAUCAGAAAACUCUACUCCGGCAUCAUUUCAAUCAUCUUUCUCAUCCUCUUCUUCAUCAGCUGGUGUAUCGAGACCUUUAUCUCCUACCUUCACCAAAACAACUACAACAAAAACUACCACAAUUAUAGAGAGAGGCUUCUCAUCCAGCACUGUUGCUGAAGAUUUGUCAGACUCCCAAAGGCGUUUAUCCAGCGUAUCUAUCACUCUGUCCCCUCCUCUCCAAGCAGUUGGUGAGGUGGAACCGGUAGGCGCCAUUUUUGACACAGAGGUAUUAGAGAAGAUUUCUGUCACAGAGGCUUUAAAUCGGGGUCUAGUAGAUUCUAUCACAGCACAGAGAUUGCUUGAGGCCCAAGCUUGCACCGGAGGAAUUGUCAAUCCCACAAAUGGCAAAAGACUCAGCAUCCAAGAGGCUUCCCGCGUAGGUUUAAUAGCUAACGACAUGGUCACCAAACUCAAGCCUGCUCAGAAAGCCUAUUUUGGAUUUGAGGAUAUAAAAAUCAAUAGGAAGUUGUCCGCUGCUCAAGCCAUGAAGGAAAUGUGGUUGCCAUAUGAAGCAGGGCAGAGGUUUCUGGAGUUUCAGGUUGCAACAGGUGGGCUUUAUGACCCAGAGAAGGGCUGUAGAAGAAGCAUCGAGGAUGCUUUGACAAUGGGCUGGCUGGAUGUGAGAGCGGCACAAAAGCUCCAGGACAUCAAACUCCAUACAAAAAUUCUGACAUGUCCCAAAAGCAAACUUAGAAUUUCUUACAAAGAGGCGCUUGAUAACUGUCUUGUUGAGGAUGGAACUGGGGUGAAAAUGCUUCAGGCAUCAUCUGUAUCUUCUAGAGGUAUCAGCAGUCCAUACAACGUUGCUUCAGCCCCAGGAUCCAAGACGGGGUCCAGGAGUGGCUCACAAAGGGGCUCGCGCAGAAGCAGCUUGGACCUGGGCUCCUCAUUAACACCACACAGUUUUUCUAGCUUCACCAGCUUUUCAUCUACUAAAUAACUCCAAAAAAUGCAAAAGGCUUUUACUUGCAUCUGCUUUUCUUAGAAACUAGAGAUUAUUUUCAGAAUAUUGUCAUUGUGUGGGAAUUUGCUUAACAUUUUCUUUGUGUGCCAAAAAAGUUGUUAAAUUUCUUAAAGUUUUAGCUUUGAUUUUGCUUUACUUUAAGUGCUUCAAGUAAAACAGAUAUGAAGAAUACUUACAAGAAUAGUUUUGUGACACUAAAAAGUAUUGAGAGACACCUUAAGGUAUUUAGAGAGAAAAUAAAGUUCUUAUGGUAAUUAUUCAUAUUCUUAAAAUAAUACUUCAAAUUAUUGUCAACUUUGUGUUGCAUGCAGCGUUUAAAAAAUAUUUUUCACAAAAUUUAAUAGAAUACAAUUGUACUCUCAGUUUGUUUUAUUGCCUUUGUUGGCUUUUGUUUCAUCAAUCAUCAAAAUAUGAUCUGUUUUUGCUUCCUGGAGAAUAUGUACUUAGUUGGGUGAUGUUAUUGGGUAAAUGGUUCCUUUUCAUUAAACAACGUGUUUAAAGGGUUCUCUUCUGAUUAGUACAAUAUACACUGUUUAAUUUGUUUCCAUCAUUAAAUAAAAACAGAGUUUUUUUACUCUAGUGGAUUAUAAACUA